AUGACCACCUUUCUACAAGAUAUACCCGAAAUAGGGCUAACUUUUACACAUUCGCCCAUAGUUGACUCAGCAUUGGCGCACACAAAAGAGCAUUGCAGUCCUUCCAUAUACAACCACGCCGUCCGCGCCGCGUACUGGGCCACUAUCAUUGCAAAAAAGGGCGAAUCACUCAGUUCCUCCAGUUUGGAUUUAGAAAUACUCCUACUGAGCUGCAUACUUCACGACAUGGGAUGGUCAGAAACGGCCCCGCUAAUCUCAGAGGACAAGCGGUUCGAGGUGGACGGCGCGAACAUUGCACGAGACUUUCUUCUCAAGAACAAACAGCAAUACAGGGCAGAAAAUGGAGAUGUUUGGGGCGAAAACAGGAUUCAGCGCUGUUGGGACGCUAUUGCUUUGCACACUACACCAUCUAUUGCAGCACAUGCUGCACCCGAAGUGGCUCUCACAAACAUGGGAGUUGCUGCUGACUUCAUGGGACCGGCAUUCCCGAACGGACCAGGGAAAGAUAAUGUCAUAACAAUAGAGGAAUAUCGUGCCGUUAUGGUAUUAUUUCCUCGAUUGGACUUUACUGCCACUGGGUUGAAGCAGGUCAUGUGUGGCUUGUGUCGUAGGAAGCCCGUCACAACUUACGAUAACUUUGUAGGUAUAUUCGGUUUGAAGUUUGGUAUUGAUGGCAAAGGGGCUGGGAAAGAAGACUUUGAGAGAGACUGGGAGGAGAAUCAGGCUGUUAACUUUUUGGUAUCGGGGCUCAAUUCAUUGCAACAGCUGGACACACAGCUCUAG
Messenger RNA from Pochonia chlamydosporia 170, 783 nucleotides. Its product is annotated as metal dependent phosphohydrolase. The record is from RefSeq and is a predicted model, not a curated record. NCBI's taxonomy places the organism in Eukaryota, Fungi, Ascomycota, Sordariomycetes, Hypocreales, Clavicipitaceae. Bases 1 to 783 code for a protein of 260 amino acids. The transcript has a single exon.